This is a messenger RNA of Eruca vesicaria subsp. sativa (arugula), 2660 nucleotides long. NCBI's taxonomy places the organism in Eukaryota, Viridiplantae, Streptophyta, Magnoliopsida, Brassicales, Brassicaceae. The record is from the annotation of a GenBank genome assembly.
UUCGUCUCGUAGCCGAAGCGGGCAAAAAAAAGCUGAAACCUUUUGAUCAAAGUUAAAGUCUUUUUGUAUAUCUGUGAGUACCCAACUGAGAGUAACUUGUGUCAGAGAUGUCGAUGAAUUCAAGUCCCCAUUUUUACCCAACAGCCGUCACCACGACGACAACUACUUCGGUCGGAAGCACUUCCCUCCGAUUCUUAAGGUACAGCUCAUCAAUUUCACUCUGGUCCCGUAACGGUGAUGUAAGGAGACUCGGUUUCUCUUCUAUGAAGAAGGUCAAAAGAUUAUCGUGUAAUGGUAGCAGGGAUGAGCAUUGGAACAGAACACAGAAAGGAGAUAGAUUUUUAGAUUUAAGCGUAAAGAGUAAUAAUAAUGAGAAGGGUAGUACAAUGGAGAGGAUUGUGGAGAAACUGAAAAAGAUUGGAUUUGUGGAGGAACAAGAGAAAGAGAGAAGGUUUGUGGAGGAAGAAGAGAAUGUGAGAGUAGGUGGUAAAUUCUCGGAGGAGACGACACCGUUUGGUGUUUAUGGAGGUGGUAACGGAGAAGUUAAGUUUCCUUGGGAGAAAGUAAGUUCUAAGGAGAAGAAGAAGGAGGAGGAGGAGGAGGAGCUAGUGAAUGGAGUGUGGACAGCGAAGAAGGAGAGUAGAUACUCGUUAGCAGAGAUGACUCUUCCGCAAGCGGAGCUGAAUCGGUUGAGGAAUGUGAUGUUUAGAACUAAGAGCAAGAUGAGAGUUAAGGGUGCAGGUGUUACUCAGGCUGUGGUUGAUGCUAUUCAGGAGAAGUGGAAGAGCUCAGAGAUUGUUAGACUCAAGAUCGAAGGUACUAAUGCGCUCAACAUGAGACGGAUGCAUGAGAUUCUGGAGAGAAAAACUGGUGGUUUAGUGAUUUGGAGAUCAGGGACUUCCAUAGCCUUGUACAAAUACAAAAGUGACACUUACAGGGAUGCAUCAGUGCAAAUGAACAAGCAAAUAUAUAGAAGAGCAGAGACAUCACUCUCUUCCUUACGUACAAGUAGAGUGGAUCAUAGAAUUGAACAAGUGCAUCAUCCUCAGCUAGAGGAAGAGGCAACAAAUGUUGGAAAUGAAGACAGGACAUUUCAUCAAGAAGUAGAAUAUGAAGAUGAAAUAAAUGAAUUGUUAGAGGGUCUUGGUCCUCGAUACACAGACUGGCAGGGAGGUUAUCCAUUACCGGUUGAUGCUGAUUUGCUUCCAGGGGUCGUUCCUGGUUACGAACCCCCUUUCAGGGUUCUUCCUUAUGGAGUCAGAUCAACUCUGGGACAAAAGGAGGCUACUUCUUUAAGGAGACUUGGCAAAGUUCUUCCUCCACACUUUGCUUUAGGUCGAAGUAGACAGCUGCAAGGCUUGGCAACAGCCAUGGUUAAGUUAUGGGAGAAGAGUUUGAUUGCUAAGGUUGCCCUUAAACGUGGUGUACAAUUGACUACCAGUGAGAGAAUGGCUGAUGACAUCAAGAGAUUGACGGGAGGUAUGCUGCUCUCUAGGAACAAAGACUCCUUGGUUUUCUACAGAGGAAAGAGUUUUUUGUCACCAGAAGUAGCUGAAGCAUUGGUGGAGAAGGAGAGACUUGCAAGGACAUUCCAAGACGAAGAGGAACAGGCACGUCUAAGAGCAUCAUCGGGUCUGGUUGUCCCACGUGUUAAAGCUGAUCAAAACCUUGUUUCUACCGGUACUCUUGAAGAAACUCUUGAUGCAGCAAGUAAGUGGGGAAGGAAUCUAGAUGACGAUGAUCACGUGGAAGAAGUGAAACAAGAAGCUGAGAAACUGAGGUCUGCAAAUCUUGUCAGGAAGUUGGAAAGGAAACUUGCUUUUGCCGAGAAAAGGUUGAUGAAAGCUGAACGGGCACUAGCUAAAGUAGAGGAAUCUCUGAAGCCAUCAGAGCAUAGAGCAGACACUGAGGACAUAACUGAGGAAGAGAGAUUUAUGUUUAAGAAGCUCGGGUUGAGGAUGAAAGCUUUCUUACUUCUUGGGCGAAGAGGGGUGUUUGAUGGAACUGUGGAGAACAUGCACUUGCACUGGAAAUACAGGGAGCUAAUCAAAAUUCUAGUGAAGGCUAAAACUUUUGAGGGUGCGCAGAAAGUGGCAUUGGCCCUUGAAGCUGAGAGUGGAGGUAUCCUGGUUUCAGUAGACAAGGUUUCCAAAGGAUAUGCCAUUAUCGUGUUUAGAGGAAAAGACUAUAAGCGUCCUUCCGAGUUAAGGCCUAAAAACCUCUUGACAAAGAGGAAAGCUUUGGCACGUUCUAUUGAGCUCCAAAGACGCCAGGGUAUUAUAAAACACAUUGCGGUGGUACAGGCGAGAGUAGAGCAGUUGAGAGCUGAAAUCGAACAAGUGGAACUUGUAAAAGACAAGGGAGAUCAAGUGUUAUACAACAAGCUUGACAUGGCUUAUUCUUCCAGCGACGAGGAGACCGAAGAGACAGAUGGAGAAGGAGAUGACAUCUAUUUAGAUGCAUACGAAGAGGAGGAAGAGGAUGGUGAAGAAGGUGGGAUUCAGGCCAAGGGUUCACUAUCUGAUGUUGAUUUUGAUUCAGAUGAUGAAGACUGGGAUUCAGAUGAACUGGAAACUGAGUUUGAUGAUGAUUCUGCAUCAUCCGCAACACCGGAAGCAACCUUUGAAGAUCUGCAGAAUGAGGAACGUCAUAAGAGGUAA